This is a messenger RNA of Brachypodium distachyon (stiff brome), 2139 nucleotides long. RefSeq names its product O-glucosyltransferase rumi homolog. The transcript is spliced from 6 exons. The record is from RefSeq and is a predicted model, not a curated record. NCBI's taxonomy places the organism in Eukaryota, Viridiplantae, Streptophyta, Magnoliopsida, Poales, Poaceae. Bases 173 to 1816 code for a protein of 547 amino acids.
UUGUCCGGUCCUCAAUAAAUUUGCAGACGUUGCCCGUCUCUCUGCGCUGCUGAAAACUCGUAUCUUAGAAGAGCUCCAGCUGACUAGUCCUCUUCCAGAACCAAGGAACCAAAGUACGCAAUCAAACAUCGUCUUGUGGCUUGUGCACAGUGAAGCCGCGCGGGCGGCGGCUAUGGCGAUGGCGGUGGCACCGGCUGCGGCCGUGGACGGCAGGCGAUGUAGCAAGCUUGCCGCGGCUAUGCCAAGAACGAGCCCCGCCUACCUCUUCUUCUCCGUCGUUCUCGUCGGGGUAGUUGUCGUAUCUGCUCGUUGGAUCACCUCCACCACCACCACUUUUCAGGCGAGCCUCCCCACCACCACCGCCGCCGCCGCCGUUCUCAACACCCAAACACAACGCCCACCACCGCACUCGCCGUCCAAACAACCGCCACCACCUUCCGCCUACUCCAUCUCUUGCCCCAAACCUUCCCUCCAUCUCAACGUCUCCCACCCUACCAAAGCGCGCAAAUCCUCCCAAACCCUCGCCCUCGCGCUCUCCUCCUCGUUCUCCUGCCGCUCCUCCCCUGACCACGCGCCACCCACCACUAACGCCGCCGCCUCAUCCUCCAACUCGUCGUGCCCAUCCUACUUCCGCUUCAUCCAUGAGGACCUCCGCCCAUGGCGCGAGGCGGGGGGCGUCACCCGCGCCAUGCUCGCCCGCGCCCGCGUCACCGCUAGCUUCCGCCUUGUCGUGCUACGCGGCCGUGUCUUCGUCCAGCGCUUCCGGCCGGCGUUCCAGACGCGCGACCUCUUCACCAUCUGGGGCAUUCUCCAGCUGAUCCGCCGCUACCCCGGCCGCGUCCCUGACCUCGACCUCAUGUUCGACUGCGUCGACUGGCCAGUCGUACGCACGCACCUCUACCGCGGGAAGCACGCCCCCUUCAUGCCGCCGCUGUUCCGGUACUGCGGAGAUGACAGGACGCUGGAUAUCGUCUUCCCGGAUUGGUCUUUCUGGGGCUGGCCAGAGAUCAACAUAAAACCAUGGGGUGCCCUACAAAAAGAACUGAAGGAUGGUAAUAACAAGGUAAGAUGGUUAGACAGAGAACCUUAUGCUUACUGGAAAGGGAAUGCAGCAGUUGCGGUGUCACGGCGGGAAUUGGUGCAGUGUAAUGUCUCCAGUACGCAGGAUUGGAAUGCAAGGAUUUACACUCAGGACUGGUUCAAAGAGGGCAGGACAGGGUAUAAGAGCUCAGAUUUGAGCAGUCAGUGCACUUAUAGGUACAAGAUCUAUAUAGAAGGAUCAGCAUGGUCAAUCAGUCAGAAAUAUAUUCUAGCAUGUGAUUCGAUGACACUGUUGGUCACACCAAAAUAUUAUGAUUUCUUUUCAAGGUCACUUAUGCCGAUUCAGCAUUAUUGGCCUGUUCGGGGUGACAAUAAAUGUGCCUCCAUAAAAUAUGCUGUUGAUUGGGGCAACUCUCACAAGCAAUUGGCACAGAGCAUAGGAAAAGGAGCAAGCAAUUUCAUUCAAGAAGAGGUUAAGAUGGACCACGUUUAUGAUUACAUGCUUCACCUUUUGACGGAAUAUGCCAAGCUCCUAAGGUUCAAGCCAACUAAGCCACCUGAAGCUGUUGAGGUCUGUUCCCAUUCUUUGGUCUGCCAAGCUGAAGGCAUUGAGAUGAAGUUUCUUAUGGAAUCUAUGGUGAAGUCUGCCCAUGAUUCAGGUCCAUGUGAUCUGCCUUCUCCCUUUAACCCUCAGGAGCUCGCAAUGCUAAAACAUAGGAAAGAAAAUUCAAUAAGGCAAGUUGAAACGUGGGAGCGGAGAGCUUCAGCAGCUUAGAUAACAAGCUUUGAGUUCCUGCCUCUAUUUUUGUCCCCAAACACAGGAAUACAUUAUUGGCUAGCUAUUUAGGUUAAAUCUUAUAUAAUCUACAUUGUUGGUAUUGUGGUGCUAACAAAUAGUCAACUACCAAGUAUCAUUGAACUCGCUGUAAACAUCCAGUGAACUUGACCACAGUGCUAUACUCCCUUCGGUUAAGGGAUGUUUAGCUGUAACCACUAUUUCCUGUAUUUAGUUUGGAUUAGUUUUGCUUUGUAAAGCCAUUUUUCAGACAAUUAGGGAUAUGUUUAAUUCAGAAGAUAUGAGUUUUGGUACUUAUGCCA